This is a messenger RNA of Penicillium diatomitis, 1404 nucleotides long. RefSeq names its product flavin monoamine oxidase family protein. NCBI's taxonomy places the organism in Eukaryota, Fungi, Ascomycota, Eurotiomycetes, Eurotiales, Aspergillaceae. The record is from RefSeq and is a predicted model, not a curated record. The coding region runs from base 1 to 1404 and encodes 467 amino acids. The transcript has a single exon. Gene Ontology annotation, molecular function: oxidoreductase activity.
AUGUUUUCAAUUUCCCGCUUCUGCCUCUUGUGGCAGAUUUGCAGCGCUACUGUCACUCUUCCCCACAGUGCCAAGCACCAAGCUGCCGCAGCACAUGCUAUUGUUCGAGACGUCGCCAUUAUCGGAGGCGGCGCAACAGGCACCUACGCCGCCAUUCGUCUGCAGGAAGACUUCAACAAGAGCGUGGUGGUGAUUGAGAAAGAAAGGGAUUUGGGAGGCCACACGAACACGUAUCAUGAUCCCAUCAGCAAGACCACCGUCGAACUGGGAGUCGUCGCCUUCCACGACUUGCCGGUUGUUACAAAGUUCUUUGCGCGUUUCGAUAUACCCUUGGUCAAGUUCUUCUUCAAUUACACUUUGAAGAAUGUCAAUUUUCGAAACGGGCACCCUGUCGGGGAGCUAGAAUCUCACAAGUCUACUCUUGGCAUGUUCGCAGAUUACUCGGAGCAACUGCAGCGAUUCAAGAGCCUGGAGGAAGGGUAUGUGUUUCCUGCGUCGGUCCCGGAAGACCUUGUCCGCCCGUUUGAACACUUUGCACGUAUUCACAAUCUCACGGCCCUGAUUCCUCGGAUAUGGACGAUCGACCAAGGAGUUGGAGAUUUGCUGCAGCUGCCUACACUUUACGUGUUGAAAAGCUUCGGCCCAGAGAUGUUGCGCAGCUUGUCCUCCGGCUUUUGGACGACUAAAAGACGGAACAAUCACGAGCUUUAUGAGCGGGCGUUUCAGCGGUUGAAAACCACCAACAGUGUGCAUGUGAAUAGUGUCGUUGAGUCUAUGAACCGGGACAUCCCUGGCCGGUAUGGAAAGAUGGUCGUGUCCACACCCUUUGGUAGAAAGGUUGUCCGCGCUAAACAGUUCCUCUUCACUAUUCCGCCAACGCUGGAGACCCUGACGGGAUUCGACCUGGAUAGGUACGAGAAGAACUUAUUCUCUGCUUUCCAAUACAUGGACUAUUCGACCGGCCUCAUUCGAGGUGCACCGAUCCCCCGCGGGACGACCAUGUGCAACAAAAUCCCCGACCCGCACGUAUACUUCCUCCCACGACUACCAACCGUCUACACGUUAGGGCCAACCCACCAGCCGUCCUUCCUCACCGACGUCAAAUUCGGCAGCAACACCUCAUCCAUGACCGAACAACAGGUCAGAGAGCGCAUUAUCUCUGACAGUUCCAGGGCUCUACCGGGGAAUCCGGACCUGGAGCUCGUCGCGUAUGCCAGCCAUAAACCGUAUGAGCUUCGCGUUUCUUCCGACUUGAUUCGGGACGGAUUCUAUCAGGAGUUGAAUGGAUUGCAGGGCCUAAGACGGUCUUAUUGGACGGGCGCCGCAUGGCACGCGCAUGAUAGUGGGUUGCUUUGGAACUUCACGGAGGGGAUUCUUUCGCGUAUGCAGCGGGAUUGGAGUUAG